AAGGCGGAUUCCUUCGAGGCCACGAACAUUGACGCCUCCAUGCCCCUUGAGGGCCAGAAUCCACUUACAAACAUGGCAUACUUGUCAUUUGGGAUACGCGACGAGAGCCCGGCUAGCCCCGGGUCGUCCAGCUGCAUCACUGGGUGGGACUACCGCCGACAACCACCACUUUACUACACCGAUUGCUCCCCGAACUCCUACAAAUUCUUUGUUUCUAGCUAUAAUAGCAACAAAGACUUCGAUCUGGAAGUCAGGCACACAUGGGAAGAGACCAACAAUACGGGUAAAUUCACCCACGAGAAACGGGCAAAAGCUGAGAUAACUAGCGACACGGGAAGCUGUGGUCCCGAUAAUGGUGGUAUUUCUCGCUGCACAUGGCCUUCAGUCAAGUUGGAAGUUUACAACGACACGGUAACGCCGAUUUAGGUCGACGUGGUAAGGACCUUGAAGCGGAGCGACUACAAACUGGUAGUAAUAGAGCUGAUGU
Messenger RNA from Aplosporella prunicola CBS 121167, 487 nucleotides. RefSeq lists its product as uncharacterized. NCBI's taxonomy places the organism in Eukaryota, Fungi, Ascomycota, Dothideomycetes, Botryosphaeriales, Aplosporellaceae. The transcript has 3 exons. Bases 73 to 426 code for a protein of 117 amino acids. The record is from RefSeq and is a predicted model, not a curated record.